GUCUAAAUGUUGUGCGUAAAGAAAUUUCUCAGCAAAAGAAGUGAAAAAUGCACAUCUGUUUAAAUUUCUGAACUACAUCAACUUUCACGCUUGUUGUCCUUGGAACAGGAUAGAAAUGUUGAAAAUUACUACAUCUGGUGGUUUCUGAGUAUGGGGAGGGGUGAGAGGUAGGGCAGAUCUGGGAGACUUUGCACAUGCAAAUUUGCAUGCUGCCUUUUGUACUGUGGUGUACAAAUAUCUUGCCCGACACUCAGCUUUUUAGUAUGCAAGAAACAAGAUGGCGAGGAGGCUACAGAAGAUGUUUCGCGCUGAAGAGGUUUUGGACUUGAUUCUGGAGAAUCCCAACCCUUUGGAUUCAGAAGGAGAAGAUAUAG
Austrofundulus limnaeus is the source of this 374-nucleotide messenger RNA. RefSeq lists its product as uncharacterized. Lineage: Eukaryota; Metazoa; Chordata; Actinopteri; Cyprinodontiformes; Rivulidae. The record is from RefSeq and is a predicted model, not a curated record.